AUGGCAGCAUCCCAAACUUGUUCUCCAUUUCUCAAAUCGGCUAACCCAUUUCCAAUGGCAACAGUUUCUUCCUUCACUGUCUCCUCCAAAACCCUAACCCUAACCCUACCUAACCACCCCAAAACCUCAUCCCUCAAUUUCAACAACCUCUCUAUCCGUGCCAAAACCCGUACCAGAAACGCUAUCCAGAUUCGUGCGGCGGUUGAUGAAGAUUACUCUUCCAAGAGAAGCGGAAGCAAUGAGCCGAAAGAGACGAUUAUGCUUCCUGGCUGUGAUUACAAUCAUUGGCUCAUUGUAAUGGAGUUUCCUAAAGACCCUAAACCCUCUCGGGAGCAAAUGAUUGAUACUUAUCUUCAAACUCUUGCAUCUGUCUUGGGAAGCAUGGAAGAAGCAAAGAAGAACAUGUAUGCCUUUAGCACCACAACUUACACUGGAUUUCAAUGCACUGUUGAUGAAGCAACCUCCGAGGAAUUCAAGGGUUUACCUGGUGUUCUCUGGGUCCUGCCAGAUUCAUACAUAGAUGUUAAAAAUAAAGACUAUGGAGGUGACAAGUACAUAAACGGGGAAAUCAUUCCUUGCAAGUACCCUACUUAUCAACCAAAACGUAGUGGUGGAUCAAAGAGUGAGGGUAGAAGGUAUGAAAGACGGAGGGAUGGCCCUCCUGCUGCUGGGCGUCAAAAGCCAGGACAAGAGGCAGCCACCUCAGAUUCAUCCUCUGCAUGA
Molecule: messenger RNA, 723 nt
Organism: Vicia faba (fava bean)
Lineage: Eukaryota; Viridiplantae; Streptophyta; Magnoliopsida; Fabales; Fabaceae
Source: the annotation of a GenBank genome assembly